Messenger RNA from Solea solea (common sole), 2126 nucleotides. It is a transcript of the gene lrrc61, whose product is annotated as leucine rich repeat containing 61. Gene Ontology annotation, molecular function: protein binding. The coding region runs from base 153 to 938 and encodes 261 amino acids. Lineage: Eukaryota; Metazoa; Chordata; Actinopteri; Pleuronectiformes; Soleidae. The record is from RefSeq and is a predicted model, not a curated record. The transcript is spliced from 9 exons.
CUGCAGCACCACUACACUACACUACAGUUAGUACAGUAGAGACAAGCGGCUGCCGGGACAGAUGUCAGCUUCACUCCCCCACUCUGUCACCACUGACCUGCCUCUUCCCUGCACCGGUUAACGCCGUCGACACGCAGCAAAAGUUGCCCGCAAUGGACUCGAAGCGGGAGAAAGAGCAGGAUGCAGACUUUGACAAGAUUACAGCUGCGCUGCUCAAAUCACGUACUGGAGAAUUUGAUUUGGAGUCUAUAUUGUUUCUUAAAUUGAGAGGUCUUGGAAUACAAGAUCUUGGAUGCAUUGGGGAAUGUAUUAGUCUGGAGAGAUUGGACCUCUCUGGGAAUAAUAUCACAAAUUUGGCUUCCUUGGCAUCGCUAGGGGUUCUUUCUGUAUUAAAUUUGUCUGCAAACAGGAUUUCCAAUUUAGAGCCAUUACGCAGCUGUGAGAGUUUACAGAAUUUAAACGUGGCUGGUAAUAUCAUAUCCAGCAUUGAGAGCCUUCACUGCCUUCAGUCUUUGAGAAAGCUAGAAAGUAUUCGUCUUAAAGACAACACUUACAAUUAUACUAAUCCAGUGUGCAGGAACACAUCUUAUAGAAUUAUAGUUCUGGAAAUGUUCCCCAGUAUUAAGGUGCUCGAUGGGGAAAGAGUGGCAGGACGUGGGAGUGACUUGUACCAGUUAUGUAAAGACAUUGAGGAUACAAUCAAAGCUGGUUUAUACAAGAAUGGACAGCUUAUUGAACACCAUGAUUGUAAGCCAUGGGUGGAAGAUAAUUACUGGGAGAUAAAGAGAUCGAACAAUGCCAUUGUCGAAGAAGCAUACAAACAAUUUAAUGAUGUUCUUCAUGAAUGCAGACUCCUCAACAACAGAGCCACACAUGUCAUUUCACAAACGGAAAAGUCAAUGAGCCUGAAGAAGCAGCCAAAGCAGUUUGCCAUCUAAGCUGGACACUAUUUUUACAACCUUUUGUUGUAUGAUAUAAUAUAAUGUACUGUAAGCUUUUCUUAUGAAGCUACAUCCAAAAUGCUCUGUAUUGUACACACACACAAACGCUUUUUUUUCACCGUGUGUGUGAGGCACACACAUUUCAUCACAUUCCAAUGCAUUAUACAAGCAAGUGAUUUUUGAAAGCCUUUAUUCAUAUCAACUCCCCUCCGUUUGUUUUAAAGAUGUCCUUACUUGCACAGUGUGCAUUUUGUACCAUGUUUUAGCCUGCGUUUAUGCUGAAGAAGCUCAAGAAUUUAUAUCAAUGUUCAGUAUUAUAGAGAGCUCUUUUCCAUUUUGCGUCGGUGGAUAGGUUUGAGAGUUGAUGUGUCCCAUGUUUUUUUUGCGUUCUUUGUAUGUUAACCUUUUGCAAAAAGUGGAUGAAUGACUGUUUCAGCUGUUUUUUACCUUAAAGUUUAUGUGUAUGGCCAACUUGCUGAAAAUACAGUGCUUAUAAUGGUGAAAAGGUGCAGUUUUUCUUAAUACUAAUGUUGACAUGCACAGAGCUAAAAAAUAAUCAUGUUUUAGUGAUGUACCUCAAUCAUGACAUUGGUGUCACUCAUGGAGAAAUGUGUAGACUCUCAGUAGUAGAACAUUGGCGCCACCUACUGGUGGUAGUUAUACUGUGAAUUAAUUCUCUAUAGUCUAGUAUAGUAAUAGUGUCUGAGAACCUGAAACAAUUGUGUGCAUGCUUUAGAGGUGUUUGCUUUACUGGUUGGUUUACUGUCUUUAAGUCAGAUCAAGUGAGGUAUUCAAGCAUUACACAUACUAGAAAGUUGGUUUAUUAAUUUAGCCUCUACCAACAGUUCUUAACGAAAUACUGACGGUGCACUGGCAUGCUGCUCAAAUCCUGCAGAUUUGUUAGAAUGUUAAUGUUAAUAGAUCAGUUAUAAUCAGAGAACAGAAGGUUAGUAUGGAGGAAACAGACCGUAGAGACUAGGAUUUUUUGAUCAUGAAACCAAACACUAGGAUGGGACAGAAUUUGUAUUCAUUAAUUUAUUAAUUAACUUUAUCGUUUGUAUGAUAGUGAAACACUGGACAAGCUUAAGUGUUGUUUGAAAUAAGAGAAGAAUUUGAUAUUUGAGAACAGCCAGACAUACAAAAAGAUUAUAAUCUUGACAUUGGCAUUAAAGACUGAUGAGAAGA